This is a messenger RNA of Haemonchus placei, 501 nucleotides long. Lineage: Eukaryota; Metazoa; Nematoda; Chromadorea; Rhabditida; Trichostrongylidae. The record is from the annotation of a GenBank genome assembly.
AUGAUUGUCAAUCAGUGCUCAGAACGACGGUAUCUUCGGAUUCGAGGAUACAGUAAUCGGGAUGAGAUCAAAGUACACGUAAUGCCCAGCAAAGAAGUACUAUCGCUAGGAGUUGGACGAGAUAUCCAGGUGGAAGUGUCAAUGAAGGAAGACAUGCCAAAUUGUUCAUUUUUUGGUGCCGAUCCUGUCAAGGAACCGAAUCAGGAUAUGUUCGAGACGGUAGGAGUCUUUUAUCAUAUAGCCGUUGGUGGUAAAAAUGGGACCUCAUUGGCUACUGUACUCGAACCAGACAGUAAGCCUUUCUUCUUCAAACACAACCGUUUUUCAAAAUGCCUAUUCAAUAAUGACUUUAAGCUCUAUAUCGAUCAACUGAUGAUCGAUAUCGAGUGGGAAGAAUAUGACGUAUUACCGUUUUUAGUGAAAUCUGGAGAUUUGGAAAAUUCCGACGUAGUUCUGUGCCAGGUAAGAGCUUUCUUGUUUUCACCGACUUCUUUUUACUGA